AUGGGCGUGAAAGGGCUCUGGGCCUUCUUACGCCACAUCACCUCCGUUGUCGCCCUGCCGCUGGACCCCCUCGUAGCUACCGACUCUCCGCCGCUCGACCCCGACAGUCAUGCCGACGAGUCCGACCCCGACCAACCUCACGUCUUCCUCCCCGACAUCCCGAUUCAGCGCUUCUGCCUUCUCCUUGACUGGCUCACCGAACGCGGCGCGAGUGUGAAAGCCGCGAACGCCGCUUCCCUACAUCUCGAGGAUGCUGGCCUUCAUCGCGCAACCUACGAGCGCGCUUGUCGCCAAGCCCUCGUCGCUCGCCUUACGCAUGCUGAAGCCAAAUCCCACAUCGAAGCCCAGUACCUUGUCGAGCCUGUUCGGCGCGCCGAACUGCGCAAGGAGCACUACGGUCCCAAAGCCCAUACCGUCGUCGCCCAAGAUCACCCUACGAACCGUCACGGCCUCAAGCACUACACUUGGAUUGCUCGCCAACGCGCGACCAUCGGCUGGGAGGUCAAGCGAAGGUUGAAGGAGGCGAGAAAGCAGAAGCACGCCCAUCGCUAUCGGCCACAUGGCGCCGACGCUUCUCGUACCCCCGCUCGACCCUCUGCUCCGACCAAGCCCUGGAACCCGCGCGAGAACCCCAUCCCUGUCCCCGUCGUCUCGCCCACGCCGUCCGCUCCGUCUGCCGUCCACUGGAUGGUCUCGCCACACGAGGCCGAUCCCCUCGUCGCACGCCUUGCACGCCAAGCAGCGCAAGGCACGUUCCUCAGCCCCGAUGGCGAGCGUUAUUCCGCCGAGCACAUUCACCAGUACGCCGUCGAUGGCGACGUCAUGACGACCGCGUCUUCCCAAGAGUCCCGCUUCUUCAUUCGCCACAUAUCCGACGAUCGUGUCGCCGUUCUCGAUCGUCGCGCGCUGGAGGAAGCCGAGCUCGUUGCCCCCGACGGAUCGCGCAAACAGCUCUGGCCGUUCAAGCGCGUCUGGGCGCAGAUCAACGCCGCCAUCGUCGCCGGGACCGACUACGGCGCCGGCAUCUUCGGGAUCGGCUACAGGACGAUCGUUCAGUCUUCGAGGUGGCUCGAAUUCUGUAAUCGCGACUGGCUCGGCGAAUCGAAAGCCCUCGCCCGCGGCAGCCUCGCCUGGCAACGCCUCGCCGGAGAAUUCGCCGACACCUUGCGUGCGGCAGCCUUCCCCAAGGGCAUGACGAGCAAGCACGACCUCCCUUCCAACAUGUCCGACCCUUCCUUUGACCUUCGCACGCUCACGCAUGCUCAGCACAGACGCAUCACCUUCGACGACCUCUCCUUCGAGCGCUUCAUCACCACCGCCAAGGUCAUGCGCGGAGACGACAUCCCGCCGUCCGAGCUCUGCAGUACCGACGCAUGGUUCGCCGCCGAGGUCAAGCGUCGCCUGUCUCUGCGCGAAUCCGGUGGCGACAUCAUCUACACCUUUCGCAAGCCCAAGAAGACAUCGACCACUGAUGUCGCCGUCCCUAUCGAGGUCGACGUCGAUGUCGAGAUCCACAAAGACGUUCUGCCCGCCGAGGGCGCUGCAUCUCAUGGCGGGCCGGCCCCUCGCGCCGAUUCGGACAUCGACAUGCAGGAGUCCGAGACUCCCGCCGCCCAGCCUGAAGGCCUGCCAUCUUCUCGCCCCUUCACGAGCAAGCUCCGUCGCCUCCUUCGCAUUCCCUUCCAGUUCAACCACCGUCAGAUCGACCUCGGUCCACAGUCUCGCCUGCUUGACGGCACCCUCGAGGAGGCUCGUCGCGCUCUCGCUGGCGUCAACGGCAACGUCGAGCAACUCCGCUCUCCUCGCGUCUCGCCGCAUGCGCCGGCCACAGCGGCCGAACUCUGCGCCUUUGGGCGGGUGCGAGCCUUGCUGAAAGGCAUCAACUUCAGCGCCGACCAAGACGACGGUGGCGAGCUGGGCGACGACCAUGACGACGACGGCAGGUCCGACGGCGAGCAGGGCGCGCCGUCGAAGGCGAAGAAGGCCUCACCGAAGGCCCAGCGCCCCCUGCGGGGCAAGCCUAAGCCCGAGGCGGCCGACACCACGCUCGACACGUCCAGUCCGACGAAUGAUGGACCUCCACUGCCUCUGCCGAAGAAGGUCAAGAGCUUCAAGCACUACGCACAGAAGAAGACGGUCCGCGUUCCUCGUCGUCCGGCGGUCCGCUCGCUCGCCGCCGUCUCACCAGAUCCUCCCCUCCCGGCCGACUCGCCUCGCCCCGAGCCCCCUGGUCGAAUCUUGGACGCCUACUUGGACGUUGUUCAUGACGUCGUCGCUCGGCGCUUCGACUUGCUCCUCCCGGUCGUUCACACUGUGCUCCAGCAUGCCGCUGAGGUAUCCGGCAGCUCGGCAUACCUCUGCGCGCUCACCGACGUCGCGUCCCGUUUCGAUGCCUGGUCAUCCCUCGCAAGCGACGUCGCCAGAAUCAUGCACUUCCUCGAGGAUCCUCCGCGACGAGCCGACGCCCGUCCGCGCCGUCAAGCCGCCGUAGCGCACAAGUAUUUCGGGUCGCCAGGCGCGACCGAAAGCCAGGCGCUCCGGGAUCGCCUCCUCCUCAUCGAUCUCCAGACCGGCUCGCCCGGCGGUCGCAUUCCCGCCCCCUUCUCCUCCGCUUAUCUCGCGCGUGAGGCUGUUUGCCGGCAAUACAUCUCGACCCUGAGCAUCUCCGAAGUCGCGUUCUGUCUCACCCCUCCCAGGCCGCUCCCUACGUCCCCCAAUCGCCCUAUCUCCUCCGUCCUCUUCAAGGCGGUCAAGGAGGGGAUAUUCGACGCGGGCUUUCGCAUGCGGCGACUCCCUGCGACAAUCUUCCUCUCGAACGCUGCCGAGCUUGGCGCGUCCUGGUGCACCGCGCGCUACCAGAAUUCGGUCCGUGUCCUUGGUCCGGCUGCGAGCGGGUUCGUCCGAGACCUCUUCGCCGGCGAGGAAACGGUCCUUUCGAAUCUCGCCCGCUUCGGCCCGCCCGCCUCCUCGACUCUACCGCUCCUCGUUGCGGCGGAUCCCGUCGACCUCGCAAAGGGCCAGGGUGAUGCGCCGCGCGCGCAGGCCUUGCGAGAUCGCCUCUCCAGCCUCGCCAUCGAGCUUGUCCUCUCGAAGCCGUUUCGCGCUGGUCCAUCCACGACGGCCGACGCUGCGGAUGCGGCGUGGCGCAGCGACGCCGAGGAUCGUCUUGCCGCUGCAUUCUCCGCCGCGCCAGCUGCGCGCGCAAAAAAGCAGAAGAAGAAGAAGAUCCGCACCGACCCCAGUGCGACCCCUCCGAUUGCGCCCGCUACCGUCCAGUCCUUUGUCUCUGCCUUCGCUCGCUUCGCCGAGGCUAUUCAGCGUGUCGUUCGUACGGCCGUCGUCGAGGAUCCGACGUCAGCGAGCCCGCUCGAGCCGAUGUCGUCCUGGCCUUCCGCCAAAGGGGAUCACGGCAACAUCGUCCAGCUGGUCCGCGGCAUGCUCGUCGUCGAGCAGGCUCUUGGUCGUGAUUUUGCCCCGAACUACGCCUGCACCGCCCUCCGGCUCGACUCGAAGUGUUUGCAGGCCAUCCUGCAGCCAGUCAACAGCGAGAUGAUCCUCGCCGAGUGGGUUUCUGGCGCGAACACCACCAUCGAUCUCGUCAACAAAGCUCUGCUCGCUUCGGGCAAGGCCGGUACGCCGCUCGCGCCUUGCUUGCCCACCAACCCCUUUCACUACGCCCGCAAGAGUCGUCCCCACGAGACUGCCAAGACCAAGUCCGACGCCAUCCGACGAGAGCUCGCCGCCCUUGGUAUCGCCACGGACCUCGUCCUGCUCGAGGGCAUUCACACCGCCAAGUUUGCUCGCACAGUCGUUCCGUCCGACCCUUCGACUGUGCAGCUCGACCGCGUCCCGCACAUCGAGCUCGACUCGUCGCGCAAGGCCCGCCUUGACAGCUUCUUUGCCGUUCUUCGUGCUGCCGACCUCGUCGGCGUCGUCCGCGCGCCCGCGAUCUGCUUCGACCUCCUCUUCGAACUUCCUAAGCCAGGAAUACUCCUCAGCGCAGGAUUUGCAACCGUGAGCGCCUCGCAUAUCUCGUUCCUCAUGCUCGACCCCACUCUCGUCCUCGCUGCGACGCCUACUCGGCUCGGGACAGACGGUCAGCCGCGGGAUUCGGUCUCGCUCGUCAACGCCUCGCUCGCCGACGCGUCCCUGUCCAGUCGGUGGUGCGACGGAGCUGUCGCCCGCAGGAUCUUGCGAGCGGUAGCUCUGCGCGGCCUCGCGGUGCUUUGCGCCGGAGACAGCGCCUCGGCGCCUUGCGCGGCGUCUCCGCUGGCGGAUCCGCUCGAGUCAGGGCCGCCAGAUGGUGGGCGAGCGCAUCCUGCCGCCGCACAAUGCACGCUCUCUGAGCGUUUGAGCUUUGUGUCUACCGAUGCCGCCGUCGAGUGGCGCAGACCCGCUCCCGUCGCUCGUGACACUCCUCCCGGUAAGGCUUCGCCGGAAUCCGGUCGCGUUCGUCCUCGCCUCUCCGCCCGCGAUGUGGCCGUCGUCAAGUCGGUCAAUUUCCGCCAGGUCGGCCUUUCGCUCAACGACGCCGACCGCCGUUGCGCGCUCCAAGAUAGCCUGCGUGGCGCUCCCCGUUCCGAUGCCGCUCCUUGCUCGCAGACCGGCACGUCUUCGGACGACGAUAGCGGCGCCGGCCGCCUCGACGCACUCGCUGGGGCCGAUUUGUCCGAUCCUAUGCAGGUCGAACCGAGCGAGUCCGUCGAUCCGGGCAACACGAUCGCUGGCCGUCUCGCGCUUGACGGCCUCGCGGACGACGUCCUCCUCGCCGGCGCGGACGUCGGCGAGCGCGAGCUGAUCGAGGUCACUUUCUACGAUCGCGAGAACAACACACUCCACUCGGUCGGCUUCAAAUCGAGCGAACUUCGUCGACUCGACGUCUACUCUGCAGACGAGCAGGAGGCGGCAGGGCCUUAUGCAGUCGACGGAAUCGCAAAGCUCGUCGCCGACCAGCCUGAUUCGCCGCUUGCCCUCCAUCUGCUUGCGCAGCUCGCUACUCGCAACCCGCUCCGUCGCGACAUCGUCUUCCAGCACCAGCUUCGGCGCGACGCUACUAUCCAGUCCGUCUGCGACCGCAUGCGCGAUUACGUCCUCGACAAGCUCGUUCCUCCCGACUCCACCAAGCCGAUCCCUCGACUCGUCCUCUUUGUGGGAAACGAGCUCAAGAUCCGCUCGAAGGCGGCGUCCGGUGCGAGUCGCGGCGAGGCGUUCUCGGACGAGUUCAUCACGGCCCUCCAAGCUCGCCCUGACCGGCUCAAGGUGGAAGUCUACCGCGUCAACGAGUACCUCACGUCGCAGACUUGCCCCAACGUCGCCUGCCGUCUCGCGCGCGCCAACCGCUGCAACUUGUAUCGCGAUCGCGAAUUAAUUGCGCAUCCGAACUUCUUGAGCACCGGCGACCCCAUCUACCGCCUGAUCGAGUGUGCUCAUUGCGACCUGGUCUUUCAUCGCGACGUACUCGGUUCGACGAACAUCAUGCGCGUCGGUAUCUUUGCACUCGCCAUGCCAGUUGCCGGCGACCGGAUCGUCCACAUCUUUGACGAUCGUGUCGAGGAGGCUGUCGGCCUCACCUCGCGCUCGCAGACUGCCAAGAACGACGGGAAACCUCGCCCCGCACGGGACGAUGCGCUGGCGACGCCUACCGCCUCGGGUACCAGCCCUCUCGGCGGCGGUCCGUCUGCGACUGCCUUGGAUGUUGUUGACUCGGCAUCUACCGCGCAAGCCGCCUCUGCGCAAGCCGCCGCCGCGGACGCUGCGACUCCUCCUCUUUCAAAGGCCGUCAAGUCUCCCGUCGUUCCUACUCGCCUUCCCGCUCUCGACAUGCAGCCCCGUCCGACUCCUCCUCUGCUUCUGCCCACAUUUGAACGCGGUCUCGUCAAUCGCACGCGCCGUCAGUGCCCCUUCAACGCCGCUUUGCGCUUGACCACACUCAUCAAGAACCUCCACCUCGGCGCUCUCCCCCUGCCGCAAGUGGACGUCCCCCCUUCGUUCGCCGCCGAGCUCCGCAAGGCCUUUCACGACGUGGGCCGUUCGAGCCCGUAUGGGCCGCUCGACCUGUUGCGCGUGCAAGGGCUGCUCUAUGACGCGAUCCCGCUGGAUAUCGGCCAUCAGCAGGAUGCCCAUGAGGUCCUCGCUGGUCUUUUCCGCGAGCUGGCUCGCGAGGGCUUUGCGACUGACGUUGGCAUCUCACCCUCUCAAGUCGGCCUCACCUUCGAGAUCGAAUCGACGUGUACCUGCGGCGCUGUUACGACCCGCCGACCUCCCAAGGACCUGUUCUGGACGGUCCAUCUCGCACGCAAAGUCGACUCGGGCCAGAACCGAUCCUAUCACGCCUCGCUCGAGGAUGCCCUGCGCGCAUCCUGUGUCGGCGAGGAGGUGAAGCGAUGCGACACCUGCAAGAUCAACACCGGCGCGUCUGUCGACGACUUUGAAGGUCUCGAGCUCGAUGGCGUCGAGCCAGGCGUCGGCACGCGCCACAGCACCCGCAUGCGUGUACUCGACGCGCGCCGCGUCCUCCUCGUCCAUCUUAACGUCGAUGCGGUCCUUCCUGCCCGCAACGCCGUCGGUAUCCCCGCCUCUGCGCCCCUUGAUCUCCCGGACAUUCGAAACCUCGCCAUCCCCGCACAGUUCGCUUUGGGCGAGGUCGUCAACAGCGAUGACCUGCCAGUCGUCUUUUACAAGCUCUCCGCCAUCCUCGUCCGUGAGUCGUUGAGCACCGCUUCCGGUCAUUACUGGGUCAAGGGCACCAGCAGCUCGUCGCUAUCCGCCUCCGGUUUCGACGCGGCGUUCCCUGCCUGCGUCCGGUUCGACGACGAGCGCGUCGAGCUCGCCUCGGUCCAUGAUCCAUCGGACCCUGGCGUCCCUUACAUCCUCGCCUACGAGCUCGACGAGGCUUGGGCGCAUUCCCUCGACGUUGCCCAGUCGGAGGACGCCCUCCUCCUCGCGGCGACUGACUAUCCCCUCCCCGCUGCACGCAGCCUCAUUGGGCCGUAUCUUGAUCCGUCCAGCGACCUCGCCGCCCCCUCGCUCUGUCCUCUUCUCGCCGCUCGGUUCAUUUCUUGCGUCGAACUUUACUCCUUCAAUUCGUCAGCCUUCUUCCAAGGCUCGCCGGACUUUGCUCGCGCAGUGGCCAAGCAGGAGCACCUGUCGCCCCGCUUGGUCGCCGAGGUGCGUAAUCUCGGUUGA
Messenger RNA from Rhodotorula toruloides NP11, 7185 nucleotides. Its product is annotated as peptidase C19, ubiquitin carboxyl-terminal hydrolase 2. Gene Ontology annotation, biological process: protein deubiquitination. Lineage: Eukaryota; Fungi; Basidiomycota; Microbotryomycetes; Sporidiobolales; Sporidiobolaceae. Bases 1 to 7185 code for a protein of 2394 amino acids. Gene Ontology annotation, molecular function: cysteine-type deubiquitinase activity. The transcript has 16 exons. The record is from RefSeq and is a predicted model, not a curated record.